AUGACAAAUAUUUUGAUAAAUUUCAUAAUUGCUGUAGGCCCUUGUCAGCCAUGUACAAAUAAAUUUCAAUAUCCUGUUACUAACAAGAGGAGCAUGAAUAUAACCUAUUAUAGAAAGGUUAAUAUAGAUGGUUCCCUCAACCCCAGAAAUUGGCUAUCUUAUAGCACUACUUUAGACAAAGUCUUUUGUCUAUAUUGUAUUAUGUUUGGUGGCCCUAAGUCCAAUACUUUUUGGACUCAACAUGGGGUAAAUAAUUGGAAAAACAUAAAGCGUGACUUAGAGAGACACGAAGCAUCUUCUCUUCAUAAAGAUUGUGAAUAUGCAAACAUGACUUGGCUUGCAAAUAAACGCAUUCAAGAUCAUUUGCUAUCAAAUAAGCUUGAUAUAAUCAUGGAAAAUCGUAAUAUAGUUCAUAAUAUUAUCAAUGCCAUUAUGUACCUUAUAAAAUGUAAUAUAGCCUUUUGGGGUUCUAAUUCGAAUGAAGGUAAUUUUAUGUGUCUCAUAAAAUUAAUGGCAAAAACGGUUCCAACUUUACGUGCAUACAUGGAUAACAACGAAAAAUUGCGGAGAAAAAAAUCAGAUAAAAUUUCGAGACCUUAUAUAAAUUUACUGUCAUAUGGCCACGUGAAAAAAAUAACUGAAAUUAUUAAGAUAAAAAUAACAAAAAGCAUUAUUCAAACAAUUAAAGAGAAUCGUGCCUAUAGCAUCAUAUUAGAUGGAACAUAUGAUGUGUCUAAAAAAGAAUGCAUAGCUUUGCUUGUACGGUAUAUAGAAGAUGAUCUGCAUCCACAUCCUGUAGAAAGGAUCAUACAUGUUUUUACAACAUCAGAAACCACUGGGGAAAAUAUAAAGAAACAUGUUUUUUCUAAGUUUAAUGAUCUUGGUCUUCCUCUUGAUUAUUUGGUUGGACAAAGUAUGGAUGGUGCAGGGAAUAUGAGAGGAGUAUACAAAGGAAUGCAGGCUUUAAUAUUGAAAGAGGCUCCAAAAGCCAUCUAUAUUUGGCAAUGGGAAUAUUAG
Gordionus sp. m RMFG-2023 is the source of this 1017-nucleotide messenger RNA. RefSeq lists its product as uncharacterized. Lineage: Eukaryota; Metazoa; Nematomorpha; Gordioida; Chordodea; Parachordodidae. The record is from RefSeq and is a predicted model, not a curated record. The transcript is spliced from 3 exons. The coding region runs from base 1 to 1017 and encodes 338 amino acids.